Messenger RNA from Cladocopium goreaui, 819 nucleotides. Lineage: Eukaryota; Dinophyceae; Suessiales; Symbiodiniaceae. The record is from the annotation of a GenBank genome assembly.
AUGCACAACAAGGCGAUGCAGGUGACCAAUCAGAUGUUUGUGAGGGUGGGCUAUGAGGUUGAGAUUUAUCCAGACCCAGAGCCAGCUGAGGCUCAGGACGAGGGUUCCGAUGACCCCGGCAAGAUCUUUACAAAGCACAAGAAACUGGCACAGUUGAUGAGCAUCUUGAGCCUCUUCCCCUUGCAAGGGUGCACAGCAACUGUUGGCUCUACUGACGAUGGUGGUACGUCCUGGAUCAUUUGGGUCUUUACAAAUGCUUUGCAGGUGAUGUUGACCGUGGGUUUGGAAUCCAACAACAGCCCUCUGCGCAUGGCAUGUUGGUUUGGAUGCUUGAACGAUGUUUGCGUCGUCGCAAUUCGACAAGUGAUGGUGCCCGCAGCAGAGUAUGCUAUGCGUGUGAAGUUUUUGCAUGAGGUGGCGCCGUUGAAUGCCGAUGUGUGGCACAAAGCAGCCAUCGUGCGGUGCAUGCGCUUUUUGCAGGUCCCGGCAACCCGAGAAAAGAUGGAUGAAUCAGAACGGAAGCAGGCAAGCUCCGGCAAGGUCGAUGAUUCCUUGGAUCCGCCCACGAGCCUGAUAAUUGCUGCUGCUGGCGUUUAUGCUGGUACAUAUGCCAGUUUCCGGAGAGUUUUGCGGGCCCGACCGCUACUUCUUCAACUCGUGGCAUGUACACCUUCAGCUGUAACUUUGUGUAUGGGAGGUUUGUUUAUCAGCCAAAGACUGUUGAAGGACUUGAUGAAGCAGAAUGGUCCCAUAUCAGUAGAACUGCGAACACGCUGUUCAGAACUCAUUCCGGAACCAAAUGGCAAAGCUGUGGAGUGA